AUGUUGCGUGUGCUGAUCACCUGCACUCAGGUGUUUAUAGCAGCAGAUUCCUGCAGCAGCUCCUCAGACUGAAGGAGAGAGGACACAGAGACUCCAGAGAGAGAGACAGAGAGCUGUGAGACUCCACUGAGAAGUUUCUGGUGUGGCUAUCAUGGAGAAGCUGGUGCUCCUGAUGCUGUUGCUUGCAGGAAUAUGUGAAGUUGCCUCCGACCACUUCAGAAAAUACCACUUUGUGAAAGAUGAAAAGAGCUGGUUUGAUGCUCAGAGCUACUGUCGAGAGAAGCACACUGACCUGGCCACCAUUGAAAGCCAGGAAGAAACAGAGAAAGUCUUAAAUAUUUCAGCUGGUUUUACUGAUGCCUGGAUCGGCCUGUAUUAUGACAAAGAGAACUGGCAGUGGUCCAAUGGAGAUAAUGUGAGCUACUACAACUGGAAAUUCAAUCUCAGCUGUACUAGUGUCAAUUCAGAUGGAGAGUGGGUGGACUCACACUACACCAGAGAGAGUUAUAUCCUGAUUGAUCAACCGAAAACAUGGUAUGAAGCUCAGAAGUACUGUAGAACAAACUACACCGACCUCGUCAGUAUAAAGAAUAAUGAUGAAGAUAAGAAAAUAAAGGAGAAAGCAAAUGGAACUGCUGUCUGGAUAGGUCUGUUCAAUAAUCCCUGGAAAUGGUCACACAAAGGGGAGUAUUCCUCUUUUCACAACUGGAACAAAGGGGAACCAAACAAUGUAGGGAAUAAUAUCUGUGUGGAGAUGUAUGGUGCAGCGGAUAAGGAAAGAGAAUCCUGUAAAGAAGCUUCCUGCCCUAAAUACCACUUUGAGAAAACUGUUAUGAACUGGUCUGCCGCUCAGACACACUGUAGAGAUAAAUACACAGACCUGGCCACUGUCCACAGCCAAGAGGAAGCAAAGCAACUCUUAGAUAUUUUAAAUAUGAGUACCAAUGCCUGGAUAGGGAUGUAUCGUGAUGUCAGUGAGAACUGGCAGUGGUCCAAUGGAGAUGAAGUCACCUACAACACGAGACGUGCCAAACUCUUCUGUGCUACAGUCAGUCAAGAUGGAGAUUGGACCGAUUCUGUCUGUCAUGAUACAAAACAUUUCAUGUGUUAUAACAGUAGUAAAGAAACCAGCGAGAGAUAUAUCCUGAUUGAGCAACCGAAAACCUGGUAUGAAGCUCAGCAGUACUGUAGAGAUAACUACACCGACCUCGUCAGUGUAAAGAAUGAGGAUGAAAAUAAGAAAAUAAAGGAGAAAGCAAAUGGAAAUCCUGUCUGGAUUGGUCUGUUCAAUAACCCCUGGAAGUGGUCGGAUGGGGGGGAUAAUUACACACCUCAGAACUGGUCAGAAAAUCAAUCUGACAAUUAUGAAGGCAAAGAGAAAUGUGUGACGAUUCAAAACAAAACUAAUAAGCUUACAUUAAACGAUAAUCCAUGCAGCACAGCACACCCCUUCUUCUGCUAUGACGAUGGCAAGAAGCUGUUCCUUGUGAAGGAGAGUAAAACCUGGGAGGAAGCCGUGGAGUACUGCAGAGCCAACUACACUGACCUGGUCAGCAUCGAGUCAGAGGAGAAGCUCCAGAGGGUGUACCGAGAGGCUAACAAGGCCAGCUCUUCACAUGUCUGGCUCGGGCUGCUGCAGAGCUGUACCUUUGGCUUCUGGUACUGGGUGGACGGAACCCAGUCCUGUUAUGAUAACUGGGCUCCAGAACCCCGAUGCCAGUCUGGGUGUAACCAGUGUGGAGUCAUGACUGUAAAGAACGGGUUAAAAUGGACUGAAAAACCCUGCACUGAGAGGUUCAACUUCAUCUGCUACAACGAUACAACUGGCUCUUCUCACUGA
Molecule: messenger RNA, 1840 nt
Organism: Acipenser ruthenus (sterlet)
Lineage: Eukaryota; Metazoa; Chordata; Actinopteri; Acipenseriformes; Acipenseridae
Product: macrophage mannose receptor 1-like
Exons: 8
Coding region: 152-1840 (562 amino acids)
Source: RefSeq, a predicted model, not a curated record